CCUGUUCUCGUGUUCAUUCAUGAUUACUCUCGUCCUCAUCAGACCGGAACCGGAAAUGCCUUUGACGGAAGUGUCAUGGCGGCAUAUGGAAAGAUGGCGGUAAUAACGUUGAACUACCGAAUCGGAGUUUUCGGUUUCCUUCCAUCACGUGACCUAUCUGACGGCAGCGUGCAGGCCAACCAGGGAGUGAGUGACGUCAUCACGGCACUGACCUGGAUCUCGGAGAACAUCGAAUCAUUCGGAGGGGAUCGGAGCAGGGUGACGGUGAUGGGGGAGGGUGGAGGUGCGGAUAUGUUGGGUCUCAUCUUGUAUUCG
Helobdella robusta is the source of this 315-nucleotide messenger RNA. RefSeq lists its product as hypothetical. The transcript has 2 exons. The annotation marks the transcript as partial. Gene Ontology annotation, molecular function: signaling receptor activity; neurexin family protein binding. Gene Ontology annotation, cellular component: cell surface; synapse. The record is from RefSeq and is a predicted model, not a curated record. Gene Ontology annotation, biological process: chemical synaptic transmission; modulation of chemical synaptic transmission; postsynaptic membrane assembly. NCBI's taxonomy places the organism in Eukaryota, Metazoa, Annelida, Clitellata, Rhynchobdellida, Glossiphoniidae.